GUAGAUCUUGAAGCAGCAUCAACUAGCAACAACUCGACUCACACAGGGUGUAGCACUAGCAUCUUUCGAAUUACCACUUUUUUAUGAAGUAAAUUCUUGCAUUUUAUGAUUCAAAAAUGGUCAAGUCUCUAUUUAAUAUGUGUUUGGCGGCUGCGUGCCAGCAUAACUUGUAUGGAUAUCUGGCCGAUUUACCCACGUCUUGCAAGCAACGUCUUCUCGAGUUCUUCAGCUCACAUGAUCAGUUAUUUCUGUCAGAAUGCGCUCAACUUGUAUCAUCCCCUUCAUUUGGAAGGGAUCUUACCGAAUUGCGCUUUUAUCUAAGCGAUCAAGUGACUGACGGUGUUCUGGAAGCUAUUGCAGCGCAUAAUCGUGCACUUCAACAAAUUGCAAUCAUUUUUUCAAUAACAAGUGGACAACGAAAACUCGAGAAAUUAGAAUUUAGGGCGUUGAAGAAGCUUACAUCAAGUGGUUUAUCACUGAUAAAAUCCAAUUCCUUAUACACUGUUGACCUAAGCUCUUGCACAAAGAUCGAAAGCGAUGGAAUCUACCAGCUCGUUUACUUAAAUCGUAAUAUUCAUUGUCUGUAUUUGAAUAAUUGCAGAGGUCUAAAUGAUCAAGCACUUUAUGAUAUCGCACACUAUCUCGGAGAUAAAUUGUCAGUUCUGGAGCUAGAUUUUUUACCAAAUGUUGUCGACCCAUCUUCUGCUCUAUUUUAUUUGAGUCGUAAUUGUCCAAACAUCAAACAGUUAUCGCUUUGUCGCUUUUUCGGAGUAGAGAGAGAGCGUGCGUUAAUGCCCGGAUACAGAAUUGCUGGUGUAAGACUGCGUGAUGUUGAUUUACAUGGAAAUUAUUUUUUCAUUUUACCUCUAUUACCACCAACGGUAAGUAGGAUACGGUUGUCGGUAUGCGGCGAUGAGGAUGUAAAUAGUUUAAUUGAUCGUUUGGAGACGCUACCUCAACUGACAAGUGUCCAUUUACAAAUGAACUGCAAGGAACCAAGCUGGCGAUGUGUAGAAGAUGCUAAUACAUUCUUACGUUCCACCUUACCUUAUAUUGGAGGCAAAAUAACGCGACUCCAUAUAUCGUUGCCAACGAUUAUUGAUGGCGUCUUCAGUUUGAUAACGCAGUGCCUACCAAAUUUAAGUCAUUUGGCACUUGAUGUAAAACACAUCAAUAACAAGCUACUGCGGUUGUUUUUCGCUGGUGGAGUCCAUUCGCCAGGUUCCAGAUUGCGAUCGCUGAAAUUGUGCCGCCUUCGAACAACUUACAGAUCUCUGUUCGCGAUUGCACGUGGCGCACAUUCAAUCACAGACUUGGAAGUAUCGCAUAUUCCAUGUGUCGAUGAUCGUUUCCUGGCGCUGCUAGCAGAUAACUGCAUGGAUUUGAAGAAUAUUAAUUUGAAUGGUUGUAAAUAUGUCACCGACGAAGGACUUGCUGCACUGGCGCGGAAGUGUUGCUUAAAGGAAGUGCGAAUACGUGCAACGUCAUGUACCGAUAAGUCAAUCUAUUUGCUGGCGCAGUUUUGUCCCGACCUUGAAUGGAUAUCAUAUGCUGAUUUCAGCGGACGUCCGAAGUUCAGUGACAAAGCAUUACAGUGCCUCAAAGAUUCCUGCGUGCAAAGGGUUAUUUGCUGA
Messenger RNA from Loa loa (African eye worm), 1634 nucleotides. RefSeq lists its product as hypothetical. The record is from RefSeq and is a predicted model, not a curated record. The coding region runs from base 117 to 1634 and encodes 505 amino acids. The transcript is spliced from 12 exons. Gene Ontology annotation, biological process: SCF-dependent proteasomal ubiquitin-dependent protein catabolic process. Lineage: Eukaryota; Metazoa; Nematoda; Chromadorea; Rhabditida; Onchocercidae. Gene Ontology annotation, cellular component: SCF ubiquitin ligase complex.